Messenger RNA from Trematosphaeria pertusa, 1179 nucleotides. RefSeq names its product camp independent regulatory protein. Gene Ontology annotation, molecular function: DNA binding. The coding region runs from base 1 to 1179 and encodes 392 amino acids. NCBI's taxonomy places the organism in Eukaryota, Fungi, Ascomycota, Dothideomycetes, Pleosporales, Trematosphaeriaceae. The record is from RefSeq and is a predicted model, not a curated record. The transcript is spliced from 2 exons.
AUGGAGGGCUAUGGGGACGUGGAUUCCUGGAAUUGGCCGCCACCGUCAAAUACGCAGCCUCACGCAUAUCCCCACGUCUUCGAUCCUACGGCUGUGUAUGCCAACUUCACACAGCAACCUUCGGCCCCAGGAAGUGUACACCCUCGUCACCAUUCCAUUGCCGCUUCGCAUGUUGUCAAUACCGGUACUUCGACUCCACCCCCUCCCAGGCAACAGGUAGCAGGGACCAUGGUGAAAGCCCAACCAGCCUUCAAGCCCACUUGGAAUGGCUUCCUCGACACCACCAAAGACGCCAUGUCCAUAGUGGAGGCUGCACUCCAAGGCCGCCUUAGCCACAUCAGCCGUCGGCCCCACGACAAAGAACGAGCAGAAAUGCUUAGAUCCGGGACAGUCCUCGUCUACGAAGAGAAUGCGUCGGGAAUCAAGCGCUGGACGGAUGCAGUUCACUGGUCCCCGAGCCGGGUCAUGAACAACUGCCUCAUUUACCGUCAGCUCGUGCGCGCCCUCAAGCCCGAGGAGAAGAAGUCUGCCCUGAAUCCAACGUGUGGCAGCAAGAGGAAGCGGAAAGAGAGCGCAGGCCCGACCAUCACCAAGACGGGAGAGAACGUUAAUAACUCCGAGGACGAGUACGACAACCCAGCCUUUGAUGGGAACCUCCCUGGCGACGCUACUCCAACAGACUCGAUGGGAAAGGUCUACGCGAAUUUCGCCCAAAGCCUCACUCCCGAUCAACAACGACGCUAUUGUGGCUCCCUGAUCGAUAGCUACGAGUUCAAAGAGGGAGGCCUGAUGAAGAAGACCAUUUCUGUCAAGUAUCAGGGCACGACACAUCACAUCAUCUCGUACUAUAGUCUGGAGGACGUCGUCGCCGGAAAACUCAAGCGGCCAUUCCAGGACCCGGAGCUGGCGGAUAUUCACCCCAGACCCGAGUUGCUGACAGGCUGGAAGGUCAGCUUGGAGGACGAAGAGAGCAAAGAGGUGCCCUUGGUCACGGGCUACUCGCACCAGCUUCAGUCAAGCCACAUACAACACCAACCCGUCGCUUCUGUCAGCCAAGGUAUGGGCGCUCACGGGAUACCACAUUACCAUAACCCACCGCAGCCUCAACAUUACUACGUCCAGGAGGCAAAAUACGUGCCCGACCAAAAAUACACCACAGGCCAACACUAUGGUUAUUGA